Molecule: messenger RNA, 1485 nt
Organism: Branchiostoma floridae (Florida lancelet)
Lineage: Eukaryota; Metazoa; Chordata; Leptocardii; Amphioxiformes; Branchiostomatidae
Exons: 9
Coding region: 1-1485 (494 amino acids)
Source: RefSeq, a predicted model, not a curated record
AUGUGGAAGGAAGUCCUGCUGUGCGUUUGUGGGAUCACAGCCUUUGUUAUGGCAGCACAAGCUGUCCCGACAAGGGAGAUCCACCGCGUUCCAGUCCCGGCCAGGCGGACGCACCGCGCGAAGCGGGCGGUCCCGCCUGCUGUGGCCUCCUUCGUGGCGGAUGCCGCUCAGGAUGUCGGCGGGAAGGUGGUGGACGCCCUCGGGGACAGAAUCGCGGAGGGAGUCGUGGAGAAUCAUCAGGAAAAGGUUGUCAGUGCCCUGGAGGACUACUUCUCCGGACAGUUUGACAAGGCGGAUGAAGAAUUUGACAAGGUUCUGGCGCGAGGUGGAGACCUCCUGUCCAGCGCAGGUGGCGAUAUUGAAGAGGCCCGAGUACAGCUUAUUCAUGGCAGAGGUACUAACACUGGAGAUACCUUCUCACCGGCUGGUUACGAACUUCGCCUUGCCUUUGAUCGGGAAGAUGAUGGUGACGAUGAUGAUGAAAGCUCUGACGGCAUGUCACCAGCGCUUUAUACUGAUGGGACUGGACCCUUACUGAUGAACGGCUGCUUCGGUUCCAACUAUGCUGAGGGAGACCCGUGUUACGAGGGUUUUGUGCCUAUAGAAGCUUGUGCUAACAUCAUUGAUGGGGCACUCUUCCUGGGAACGGGGUUUGACGGUCGAGGUGAAUACUCCACACAGUCCAGGAAGAAGAGCCUCAUCCAGCGUGCCUGCAAUGGUCUGCAAGGUUACAAGGAGUUCCACGUGCCUGACACCAUGACCGUGCAGGGGACAUACGACACCGACAUGGAGAGCUACACCUUCAGCUCCUUGGAGGAAUACAGGCACUACCUCGAGGACAAGUCUGCCGUGACGUCAGCCAAGUCCAUCUUCCAGCAGGAGAUGAACAAGGCCCAGGGACAUCUGGCAGGAGGAGGCUUCGCGGGGUUGAUCUUUUCGGCAGGAGGUGGUACGUCAGGUCAAGCAGGUUUUGACUCAGAAACGUCCAGCUUUGACGCCAGUUCCUUUGCAAGCGCUCAACUUACGGAGACCUCCACUCGCACAUUCAUGGCCAUGGUGGAACUGAACGUCUUCAGGUACGAAAUGUUUCUGGACUUCGUUGGCCCCGAGAACUUGAACCUGGCAUUCCUGCGUGACUUCCUGAAUCUCCCGGGAACAUAUUUUGCCAUUGGAGCGGACAGGGAAUUCCAAAAAUUCAUCCUACGUUGGGGAACCCACUACAUCACAUCUGCCAAGUUCGGAGGACAACUCAAAAUCAUAAAAACCCGUGAAGCCAGUGAGACAGAUUCACAGGAGAGCUUUGCAAAGGCAGCCCAGUCUGACUUCCACAAGCUCUUCAGCACCUACUCCGCACAGCAGACCCAGACCAAGUCCAGCAGCUUUUGGCAUGACUCAGAGUCAACAGAGGAGAGCGAAAGGUCCAGCGGCGUAGGGAACAGUGAAACGUCUUCAGAAGAUGCCCUUAGUGAACAAGCAUCCCUGUGA